This is a messenger RNA of Humulus lupulus (European hop), 1651 nucleotides long. RefSeq names its product probable glycosyltransferase At5g20260. Bases 23 to 1507 code for a protein of 494 amino acids. The transcript has 4 exons. Lineage: Eukaryota; Viridiplantae; Streptophyta; Magnoliopsida; Rosales; Cannabaceae. Gene Ontology annotation, molecular function: glycosyltransferase activity. The record is from RefSeq and is a predicted model, not a curated record.
AAAAUAUAACCAAAAAAAAAAUAUGGCCUUUGCAUUUAAGUUCAGUUCUCCAUAUUUACUAUCUUCAUCAGCUUUUUUAUGUCUCUUUCUUCUUCUCAUUUAUUUUUCUCCCUUUAAUCAACAAACCCAUUUUACUACUCUUAAUAAUCCUUCUUCUUCUUCUUCUUCUUCUUCAUCUAACUCAGUAGUAUCAGAGAAAAACGACACCGUUUCGGAUGCUCCACCGCCAGUUUUAGGAGAUCUUAACCGCCAAGAAUAUGACGAUCAGUUUCCCAUUUCUCCAGCUUUGGCUCCUGAUCAUAUGGAUACUAAAAAGAGAAGUAGCAGUAACAGUAGUAGUGUAGAUAGAAUUGAAGAUGAGUUGGCCAGAGCAAGAGCCGCUAUACGCAAAGCAAUUCUCACCAAGAAUUGUACAUCUGAUAAGCAUGAGAUUUAUAUCCCCACUGGAGAUAUUUACAGAAAUUCCUAUGCCUUUCAUCAGAGUCACAUAGAGAUGGUGAAGAGAUUCAAGAUAUGGGCCUAUGAGGAAGGAGAUAUACCCUUGUUUCAUAUUGGGCCCAUGGUCAACAUCUACUCGAUUGAGGGCCAAUUCAUGGAUGAGAUGGAUUCUAGUGGGCUCAGCCCAUUCUUGGCCCGUCAUCCUGAUGAGGCCCAUGCAUUUUAUGUACCCAUAAGUGUGAAGAGGAUGGCUGAUUUUCUAUAUGAACGGCCUAGACCUCAUCUCUUCCAUGGUCGAAUGGUCCGAGUUUUCACUGAUUAUAUCAACGUUGUGGCACAAAGAUACCCUUAUUGGAAUCGAAGCCAUGGUGCUGACCAUUUUAUGGUCUCUUGUCAUGAUUGGGCCCCAGAAAUCAUCCGUGACGACCCAAAGUACUUCAACAAUUUUAUGAGAGUUCUAUGUAAUGCUAACGUAUCCGAAGGUUUUCUGCCUAUAAGAGACGUUUCAUUGCCUGAAUACAACUUGCCAAGGAACCACAAGCUUGGACCACCUCCUCUAGGCCAAUCUCCUGAAAACCGCCAAAUCCUCGCCUUCUUCGCCGGCGGUGCCCAUGGAGACAUUAGAAAGUACUUGUUUGAGCAUUGGAAGGAUAAAGAUGAUGAAAUCCAAGUUCAUGAGUACCUUCCCAAGGGACAAAACUAUAAUGAAAUAAUGGGAAGGACAAAGUUCUGCUUGUGCCCAAGUGGGUCUGAAGUGGCUAGUCCUAGAGUUGUGGAGGCCAUGUAUGAAGGGUGUGUUCCUGUUCUCAUGUCUUAUAAUUAUUCAUUGCCAUUUGGUGAGGUUCUUGAUUGGACCAAGUUUUCCAUUCAAAUCUCACCCAAGAGAAUACCUGAGCUUAAGAAGAUCUUAAAAGCUAUUCCUCAUUCCAAGUUCUUGAAGUUACAAAAGAAGGUGUUGCAAGUGAAGAGGCACUUCGAGCUCAACAGACCAGCUAAGCCGUAUGAUGCAUUUCACAUGGUGCUUCACUCGCUCUGGCUAAGGAGACUUAACAUUAGGCUACCACAUUGAUUUACUAGGCUUUUUACACAUUGAUUAACUUUGACCCCAAUAGAGCAUCUGUUUGUAUUCUAUAAAUAAUAGAGAUCACUUCAGAUUCAAUAAAUCAGAACAGCCGAAUAAUGCAAAUUUUUGCAAAUGGUCUUCAAAGCAGAA